AUGACUCCACAAUUAAAACUUAUUAAAAUCGCUGAUUCCUUGACUGAUUACGAGGUGGAGAAUUUAAUUAAAAUUCUUCAAUCACAUAUGAACAAAAAAUCUCAUAUUCCGUUACUAUCACUAUCACCACUUUAUAUAGCACCUUCUUCAUCUUUUAAUAAUAAUAUUAUCGUUGAUGAUAUAAAAAUGAACGGCAACUUUCUUAAAUUCACAUGGAGAAAACAAUUUCCAUGUCCUUUGUGCAAAAAAUCAGUCCAAUUCUCUUCAAAGAAAAGGGGUUCAUCUUGGAAAAAAUGCAGCUUUAUAGCUAAUAAAUAUGAUAAACAAGCUAUUAAUGAAUAUUUAAAAACUUGCAAGGGUAAAAUUUCCAGAGAUUUUAUCCUCAUAACAUUGAAAAUAUAUCCUCUUGAUGAGGAGGAAGGAACUACUGAUACCAAGUUCAAUAAGAUAAAACUCAAUGAACGUUGUUGUUCUUUGUGUAAAGAUAUCCAUAGUAUGUAUGAUGCGUAUUAUGGUGAAGAAUUAGGAUGCUGGUCAUCCAAUACCACUUUAAAAGAAAAAGUGCCUGUCUAUAAUAAAGAUGAAAUAGAUGAAUAUUUAUUAAUACAUGGACGAGACUUACAUAGUACUAUACCAAUAUUAAAUCCACAAAUUAAAGUAACUUUUUCAGAAAAGAUUCUUAAUACAAAUUUGAUGCCAUAUUUACCCGAUUAUGAAUAUACCAUGAUACUGUCAGGAAAAGAUAAAGGUAAAGAAAAACCUCCAUUUGUUGUUAGAUUUGAAAAUAAACAUCAAAAAUUAUAUGGUGGUAAAAUGGUAAUAUCAGAUAGUAUUACAUUAAUUGGGUGCCAUACCAAACCAGAUAAUUCAUAUAAUGAAACGAUGAAAUUGUUAGAACAAGUUUACCCUAAAGUACUUGAGGAGUCUGGUAAAAAUCCAUUAACAUGUGGUAUAGGCAAUGAACAGGAUACUACUGUUAUACCCAGUGGUGAAAAAAGUAAAUUUAAAUCAUAUGAUCGGAUAAUAUAUCAAGAAUCUAAUGAGUAUAAAUUCAAAAAUUGUAAAGUAUACAGAUAUGAUAAGGAUUGGGAAGGUGAUAAGGAGUUAAUUCAGAAA
Messenger RNA from Dentiscutata heterogama, 1116 nucleotides. NCBI's taxonomy places the organism in Eukaryota, Fungi, Glomeromycota, Glomeromycetes, Diversisporales, Gigasporaceae. The record is from the annotation of a GenBank genome assembly.